AUGUAGCGCUAAACAAGGCGGAAGUGAAGCAUGUAAAUCAGUAACAGGUUGAGAGCGACAUGUACAAGUAGCGAAUCUAACGGUCUGACAUACUGUAGACAUUUUGUUUUAUUAAUUACUAGACAACAACAUUUAGUCAGAAUGAUUUGGUUUACUUGCGUGACGGUGUUUUUGUUGAGCGCUUUGGUCGAAGGAGCGGAGAAGAAAGAGGGAGAUGACGAAUGGGUUAAUCUCCCCAAUAAAUGUGAAGUGUGUAAGUUUGUGAGUAUCGAGAUGAAGUCUGCCUUUGACGAGACGGGGAAAACCAAGGAAGUCAUUGAGAGGAACUACCGUUUCCUUGACAACAACAAGGGAGCUCCGCCAAUCAAAUAUGUCAAGUCAGACAUCCGUUUCAUUGAGGUUGUGGAGAAUGUGUGUCAGAGGCUCUCUGGCUACAACCUACACAAGGAGAGGGAGGGCAGCAACCGCUUUGCCAAGGGCAUGUCUGAGACCUUCUCUACCCUGCAUGGGCUGGUCCAUAAGGGGGUGAAGGUCGUGAUGGACAUCCCCUAUGAGCUCUGGAACGAAACCUCCGCAGAGGUCGCCGAUCUCAAGAAGCAGUGUGAUGUUAUGGUAGAGAAGUAUGAGGAGGUUAUUGAGGACUGGUACAAAGGCAGUCAGGAGGAAGAUCUCACCACCUACCUCUGUGAGAAACACGUUCUGAAGGGACAGGACACCGCCUGCCUGAAAGAGGAGUACUCAAAGAAGGGAGACGUGGCAGCCAUCUCCGAGGAGAAGAAGAAGAAGAAAAAGAAGGGAGGUGGGAAAAAGAAGAGCAAAGACGUGGGAGGAAGUGACGGUGGCAGCCAGGAAGGAGAGAAGACCAUGAAUAAAAAGGUAAAGGCGGUGUCACCGGAGAAGAAGAGCGUGGGGGUCUCGUCUGACGAAGACAUCCAGCGAAAGGUGGCUCUGCCUGGGAAGAACACGGAGCUGUGAGACCCUGGAUGAAUGUAGGGACGGAACCCUGUGCUGCGUCCCAAGUGGCACCCUAUUCCCUAUGUAGUGCACUACUUUGGCCCCUAUAGGCCCUGGUCUAAAGUAGUGCACUGCCUUUGGCCCCUAUAGGCCCUGGUCUAAAGUAGUGCACUGCCUUUGGCCCCUAUAGGCCCUGGUCUAAAGUAGUGCACUGACUUUGGCCCCUAUAGGCCCUGGUCUAAAGUAGUGCACUGACUUUGGCCCCUAUAGGCCCUGGUCUAAAGUAGUGCACUGACUUUGGCCCCUAUAGGCCCUGGUCUAAAGUAGUGCACUGCCUUUGGCCCCUAUAGGCCCUGGUUUAAAGUAAUGCACUGCCUUUGGCCCCUAUAGGCCCUGGUCUAAAGUAGUGCACUGACUUUGGCCCCUAUAGGCCCUGGUCUAAAGUAGUGCACUGACUUUGGCCCCUAUAGGCCCUGGUCUAAAGUAGUGCACUGCCUUUGGCCCCUAUAGGCCCUGGUUUAAAGUAAUGCACUGCCUUUGGCCCCUAUAGGCCCUGGUUUAAAGUAGUGCACUAAAUAGGGUGCCGUUUGGGACGCUGGGUGACUGAUGGGGUUGGAACGGACGACAUACAGGACCCGUCUUUCCACUCCCCUUCCAUUUUUAUCUCGAGGUGAUUACCUGAUUUUGAAUUAGCCUCUUCCUCCCAUUUCCUCUCCUCUUCCUCCCAUCUUUGAUUUUCCAUCAUCAUUCCAUAUUUUCUUCUGUUCUAAACGUUUGGUGGUCAGUCUUCAUUAGUCUGCAGAAUUCUGGAUGGAGCUGUCAGUGUUGACAAUAGUUCUGAGCCUGUGGUCCUUCUGGCUGGUUGUGGAGCUGUCAGUAGUAAAGUCUCGACCUACUAGUAUCGGCUACUGAAUAUAUAUGGUUGUGUGUGUUCGUGGUUCACAUUCUUGUUGCUUUUGUUACAUGUGUGUUCCUUGGAUUUUUCUAUACAAAUAAAAAAUAUGCUUUUUCAAUAUGCUCCAUCUCCCUGCUCUCAACAACUGAAAGGAGUUUUGUAAAAAAAAAAAAAAAAAUGUUUUAUAUAUAAUUUUAACGUAGAACCAACCGGUCAUGAAGUGAAUCAAUAUAUUGGUACGAUAUGUAUCAACCAGAAUGUUUAGUAAGACUUUUUUUUUAUCAAAUGUGAAAUGUUUUAAAAAGAGAUUUAAAUUUAAUGUAGAUUUAUUUUCGUCUCUUUUUGUUCGAUUUGUUGUUGUUGACGACUGGAUUUCAGUUUCUGGAUUUUGUUGUUUUGAAGAGAUGUGUGUUGUCUCAGGUGUAUGAAGCUGCUAUUCAUAGUGUGAGAGAGACCUGUAUGUUUUUUAAGACUGGUCAUGUGACGUGUGUGUGUGAGAAAGAACCUGUGUGUGUGUGUGUGUGUGUGUGUGUGUGUGUAACUGAACUGUUAUCAGACCAGUCAAAACGUCAAGGUGUUUCAAUAAACCUCCUGCUAUUGAAAA
This is a messenger RNA of Salvelinus fontinalis (brook trout), 2453 nucleotides long. Its product is annotated as protein canopy homolog 3-like. Gene Ontology annotation, molecular function: signaling receptor binding. Lineage: Eukaryota; Metazoa; Chordata; Actinopteri; Salmoniformes; Salmonidae. The transcript is spliced from 6 exons. The record is from RefSeq and is a predicted model, not a curated record. Bases 142 to 975 code for a protein of 277 amino acids. Gene Ontology annotation, cellular component: endomembrane system.